Molecule: messenger RNA, 3557 nt
Organism: Lineus longissimus
Lineage: Eukaryota; Metazoa; Nemertea; Pilidiophora; Heteronemertea; Lineidae
Product: trichohyalin-like
Exons: 14
Coding region: 133-2892 (919 amino acids)
Biological process (GO): mitotic spindle assembly; regulation of mitotic cytokinesis; mitotic cytokinesis
Cellular component (GO): astral microtubule
Molecular function (GO): microtubule binding
Source: RefSeq, a predicted model, not a curated record
UGCUGUAAACAAUAUGGCCGACAUUCCUGUUUACUAAUAUUUUCUCUCGUUUUGCUCCACUUUACCUGAUCAUUCUAGAAUUUAUUAUAUUUAUAUAUUUAGAGUCAACUCAGUUAUCCAUGAAAAGUAAAGAUGAUGGACUAUGAGCCGAACUAUGGGACAAGUCUGGCCUCCACCAAAAGUCCAAGCCAAAUGCGAUCAAAGAACACAUUUCAGCAGGAGCUUGAUGCAAAGAUGAGGCACCGACGUUCAAUGGGUUUAACUGCUGAUCUCACUACUGAGGAUGAGUCUGAUGACGAUGGUCUUGGAAGCGAUGAUGAACUAUUAUCUGGCUUCAACAUGACGUCGAAGCCUCGAAGGCAGGAUCGUCCCGGCUCUGCUAAGAGAAGAGAAGACCCAAUGGCUAGGACGUACGGUGGUGCUAGUGGUGGUGCCACCGGUGGUUGGGAACCGCCCGGAGCAAAGUCAAGGACUUCACCAAGAUUUGACCCGAAGAGUCCCACAUCAGAUGGUCUCCUGGCUGAGGAUAUCCUGAGCAGUCAGAAGAAGUCGUACAUGAAGAGUUCCAAAGCACAAGCUGGAAAAGGUCCUAAAGAGGAGGAAGAAAGGCCUUUGACAAAACAGGAGAUCAUAUUUGGAAGGAAGUCCCCCAGAGAAGCUGAUAGACGGAGCCCACAACCACGAGGUAAUUUUGAUGAGAGUGGAAAAUGGCAACCUCCCAGUUUCCGCAAAGCUGCUCCCGAGGAUUUGGAGAGAGAUGCUAGGAGGUCACCAGCUUCUUUUGGUAGAAAAACACCUGACCAUUUAGAAAGUAUAUCGGAAUCGCCAAAACCACAGCCACGGAAACGGGGAGGAAAAUAUGGUGAGCUGGAUGACUCUUCCAGGUCUCGGCACCACCUCCGACCCCUUGCCACCUCGCAGGCCACCUCACAGGCUGCCCCACGCCCUUUACCACAGCCUCGGAGUGUGCACAAAAAAGUAGAUGAUGAUGUAAGCUUCUCAUCUGGCAGACCUCAGCCCAAACCACGAGGGACAAUAAAAGAGGAGAAGGCAAGUGAACGUCAGCCAAAAGGUCAUGAGAAGACCACAACUCCAAAACCUCAGAAGAGGGGUACUCCUGAUAUUUUUGGCACUGGACGAAAAACGCCAAAUUAUUUGUUGGAUUCUGAUGAGAGUGAUGAAGAACUGACAAAGUCAAAGAAAUCGUACUCGAAGACGUCAACUAAAGAAUCCGAAGGUCGCAAAACGCCAACCGGUAAGAAAACUCCAACAGGACGACUGACACCGACCGGCAGGCAGACACCCACAGAUCGUAAGACACCAACUGGUCGUCAUGGGUCACCAGUGCCCACUGCCGCUGCAAGGAAGGGGGUUGGACAUCAAGAUGUGAAGGGCAGGGCACAGUCGCCCAAGGGGCGGGCACAAUCGCCCAAGGGCCGCAAUGACGAAGUGGACGAACCUAAGAGACAGUCGAGUGUGCUUGAUUUCUUGAUGGAAAAAGACAAGCCUAAGGAUGAUAAGGACACACGUACAGGCCAUCGAAGGGCUGACUCAAAAGAUUCUAUCAGCUCAGAACUCAUGCGUGCCAGGCGGGAAUCUCCUCUUAAAGAUAUCAUCAACCGUCGGACACCAUCGCCAAAGGGUCGAAUGUCACCCACAAAAGAGAGAGUCACGCCGAAAGAGCGACAAAGUUUUUCAAAAGAUCGAAAAUCACCGGUAAUAGAGCGUAUCACAGCACAAGAACAACAUGCCACUUUCUCUGCGCGUCCAAUGACUCCAGAGCGUGAGGUGCAUGCAGCGACGCGGGGGCGACCAAUGGCCAGAGGCAAGUCUGAGGAGAGGGAGAGUUCAUUGUGCCGGGAUAUCGACCAUGAUCCAGAAUACCAAGCACAUAAGGAGAAGUACAAGGAAGGUGAACGGCAACAGAAAAAGAAGACUCAGGCUCCGCAGAGCCGUGAACAUCAAAAAAUAGGUGAUGCUAUCGAGCAGGUUGCUGAUCUGAAUGAAGAGACUAGUCGUACCAUGAGAUACAUCGAGCCAGAGGAUGAAGCGGCAGAAAAAAAAUCCACUGAAACGCAAAAGCCAUUAUCUGCCACUAUGACAAAGAAAGUCCGUCCACAAGCCAGAUAUGCUAAGCCCCAAAUAGAACCCGACACACAGAAAUCUGAGCGAUCUUAUGAUAGCACCGCAUCCAUUCGUCAGUCGAUCUUCAAUGAUUGGUAUUCCCAAAAAAUGGACAGAUCAAAACAGGAGUUAAUCGAGAAGAAAAAGAAAGAGAAGGAGGAAGAGGAAAAGAAGAAGAAGGAUAAAGAAGAAAAAGUGACCGAGUCAAAGCUUGCUUUCCGAGCGUGGGAAGAACAGAAAAAGGAAUAUUUGGAUAAGAAAUUUAGAGAGAAGAAACGGAAGGAAAAGGAGGAGAGAGAGAAGAAACAAGAAGAGGAAGGGAAAAAGACAGAAGCAGUUUUGGCUUUUAAAUCUUGGAAACAAAACAAGGAUGCAGUGAUCAAGGAAAAGUUGUCUAAAGAGAAGCAAGAGCAGAGGAAGAAAGAACGCGAAGAAGCUAGGAAGAAGGAGGAAAAACUCAGGGAGAGUAAAAAGGUGCAAGAAAAAUGGCACGAGAAGAAAGAAUAUGUGCUGACUUCAAAGGAGAAAAAAGAGAGGGAAGCAAAACGAGAGUCGAAGCGACGAGAGGCGGAAGAGAAGAGACAGAAGGAGGAGGAAGCGAUGGAAAGCUAUGAGAAGUGGAUGGAGAACAAGGUAGUGAAACAAGACAGAGAGGAGCAGGAGCGUAGACGAAGCGGUACCAGGCGCCAUGACAUGUCAACAGAAUCAUUAGACGAGCGGGCACCGUGGAGUCCUGCAGGGAGAACUAUUCCAUUCGGGCGUGCGUAGGUCAUUCUGUGAGCAAUCCUCAUUUGGACUGGUGGUUUCAAUAUAGGAGAUUUUGCUCUGACUUGGCAUGCCAUCCUGAUGUGGGUGGUUGUCUAUUGGUCUGCAAUCAAACCUAAAAUUAUUCUGGAAAUCCUGCCACAUGAUGCUGUUGUGACUGCCUCUAGUUACUGUCCUUUUUAUGACAUUUUACCCGCCAACAAGGAAUAUUUUUUUAACGUAUUGUCGUCAUUUAAUGAUGAAUCGGGAGAUUAGCACACAGAAUAAUUUGCACUGUGCUCAUCUUUUGUGGGCAGUCAUUCCAUCCAAUGUAUAGUAUUUAUCUAUUGUGAUUUGUAAAUGUAGAAUACUCGUAUGUAUCGGUAGUUAUAAGUAUCACUGACAAAUAUUGAUAUUUGUAUUGUAAUUGUGAAUUUCUUUCAAAUUCUGUAAAUAUGUACUGGGAGAGAGUGGUCCUGUAGGAGUAAAUAAUCUAUAUUCGGAGAAAUAAUUUCAUCAUUGUCAUCAUCAUCAUCAUCCAAUUUAAAUUUUUUACGGUAACUUCUCUUUCAAUGUAGUUAUCUCCCACCUUAUCUUGCUCCUGAUAAUUUGGAUGCAUAUGAUCAAAUUUUUGAUAUGAUGAACAUUGAACUAGAUGACUUAUAAAUAAAGUAGUCUGGCCAAAACAA